AUGAACGCCGCUUCUGCUCUCCGCGCCAGAAUGGCCACUUCCUUCGUCGCCCGUCGUGGCUUUUCCACCACCCGGGCCCAGCUCGGCAGUCCGUACCACUACGCUGAGGGCCCUCGCUCCAACAUUCCCUUCAACCCUCUGACCAAGUACUUCUUCUGGAGAUACUGGGCUUUCAUGAUCACCGGUUUCGGUGCUCCCUUCGCCAUUGCUGUUUGGCAAACCUACAAGACCCGUUAA
Molecule: messenger RNA, 237 nt
Organism: Aspergillus udagawae
Lineage: Eukaryota; Fungi; Ascomycota; Eurotiomycetes; Eurotiales; Aspergillaceae
Product: cytochrome c oxidase VIIc family protein
Exons: 3
Coding region: 1-237 (78 amino acids)
Biological process (GO): mitochondrial electron transport, cytochrome c to oxygen
Source: RefSeq, a predicted model, not a curated record